CCGGCCAAUGGCCUCAUCGUCACUGCCGUAGCCUGUGACCACCACCUCCACACCCCCAUGUACUUCUUCCUCCUCAAGCUCUCCCUCCUCGACCUCGGUUACAUCUCCACCACUGUCCCCAAAUCCAUGGCCAACUCGCUCUGGGACACCAGGGCCAUCUCCUACCAAGGGUGUGCUUCUCAGGUUUUUUUCUUUUUUAUUCUGAUGUCAGCAGAGUUUUAUCUUCUCACCAUCAUGGCCUAUGACCGCUACGUUGCCAUCUGCAAACCCCUGCACUACGGGACCCUCCUGGGCAGCAGAGCUUGUGUCCACAUGGCAGCAGCUGCCUGGGGCUGUGGGUUUCUCACUGCUGUGCUGCACACUGCCAACACAUUUUCACUACCAUUCUGCAAGGGCAAUGCUGUGGACCAGUUCUUCUGUGAAGUUCCCCAGAUCCUCAAGCUCUCCUGCUCAGAUGCCUACCUCAGGGAGGCUGGGCUUAUUGUGGUUAGUGUCUGUGUGGCAUUUGGGUGUUUUGGUUUUAUUCUGCUGUCUUACGUGCAGAUCUUCAGGGUCGUGCUGAGGAUCCCCUCUGAGCAGGGACGGCACAAAGCCUUUUCCACAUGCCUCCCUCACCUGGCCGUGGUCUCCAUGUAUGUCAGUAUGGGCAUGUUUACCUACCUGAAGCCCCACUCCAUCUCGUCCCCACACCAGGACCUGGUGGUGGCAGUUCUGUACUCAGUGGUGCCUCCAGCACUGAACCCCCUCAUCUACAGCGUGAGGAACCAGGAGCUCAAGGAUGCAGUUCAGAAACUUAGGACCAGAAGUUUUUUUAGUAGCAAUAUACUGCCCAUCUUCUUCUGCAUAUCACUCAUAACGGACGCCUGCUGGUCCUCGGGUGCCACCUACGAGGGACUGCUGCUACUGGUCCGACGGGGCUUGGAGAAGGUGGCCUACGCCUCCCUCUGCCUCCCCGAUGACAUCCGCCAACGCAGCAUGACCCAAAUUCCCAACUACCGCUACCGGGAUGAUGGGAUGAUCCUUUGGGAAACCAUCCGGAGGUUCGUCUCCGCCGUCGUGGAUUUUUACUACAAGGAGGACGCGGCGGUACGCGAGGACGCCGAGCUGCAGGCGUGGGCGAUGGAGAUCUUCGUCAACGGUUUCUUGAGCAGGACGUCUUCGGGUAUCCCGUCCUCGCUGCGGACGGUGGCGGAGCUCGGCAAGUUCCUCACCAUGGUGGUGUUCACCUGCUCGGUGCAGCACGCGGCCGUCAACAACGGGCAGUACGACCUGGGAGCCUUCGUCCCCAACGCUCCCUCCUCCAUGCGCCACCCGCCGCCAAUGGCCAAGGGCAAGACCUUCCUCCAGCACUUCCUUGACACCCUCCCCGAGGUGGACACCACCGCCAACAUCCUGGUGGCCCUCAUCCUCCUCAGCUCCCGCCUCGAUGACACGAGGCUGCUGGGACAAUACCCGGAGGAGCGUUUCACCGAGGCGGAACCUCGCCGGAUCAUCCGGACGUUCCGGGGGGAGCUGGAGGAGAUCCGCGACCUCCUGGAGGAGAGGAACCACGUGGCCACGCUCAGAUACAACUACCUCAACCCGCUGGAGACCGAGAACAGCAUCUCCAUCUGAGCGGGGGGGGCGCUCCCCACUCCCAGCAUCGCCCAGUAUCUCCCAGCAUCCUCCAC
Aquila chrysaetos chrysaetos is the source of this 1670-nucleotide messenger RNA. RefSeq lists its product as uncharacterized. The transcript has 7 exons. Lineage: Eukaryota; Metazoa; Chordata; Aves; Accipitriformes; Accipitridae. Gene Ontology annotation, molecular function: olfactory receptor activity; G protein-coupled receptor activity; oxidoreductase activity, acting on single donors with incorporation of molecular oxygen, incorporation of two atoms of oxygen. The coding region runs from base 58 to 1614 and encodes 518 amino acids. Gene Ontology annotation, cellular component: membrane. The record is from RefSeq and is a predicted model, not a curated record. Gene Ontology annotation, biological process: G protein-coupled receptor signaling pathway.